Messenger RNA from Rhea pennata, 4552 nucleotides. It is a transcript of the gene VCAN, whose product is annotated as versican. The coding region runs from base 1 to 1968 and encodes 655 amino acids. The record is from RefSeq and is a predicted model, not a curated record. Lineage: Eukaryota; Metazoa; Chordata; Aves; Rheiformes; Rheidae. Gene Ontology annotation, molecular function: hyaluronic acid binding; calcium ion binding. Gene Ontology annotation, cellular component: perineuronal net; synapse. The transcript has 12 exons. Gene Ontology annotation, biological process: glial cell differentiation; cell adhesion; skeletal system development.
AUGUUAUUAAAUAUAAAAAGUAUCUUAUGGAUGUGCUCUACAUUAGUUGUAACAUAUAUGCUACCUAAAGUUAAAGCAGAAAAAAAAGCCCUGGUAAAGGGAUCUCUCUCUGGAACUUCAGUCCUGCCAUGCUUCUUUUCAACUACACCCACUAUAGCCUCCAGCUAUGCAGCCGAAUAUCUUCGAAUCAAAUGGUCAAAGGUUGAACUGGAUAAAAACGGAAAAGAUGCAAAGGAAACCACAGUCCUGGUGGCCCAAAAUGGGAACAUCAAAAUAGGCCAGAACUACAAAGACAGAGUGUCUGUUCCAACCCACUCAGAGGAGACCGGCGAUGCUUCGCUGACUUUCUCUAAGCUGCGUGCGAGUGAUGCAGGGGUGUACCGCUGUGACGUUAUGUAUGGAGUUGAAGACACACAAGGCAUUGUGUCGUUGGCUGUUGAUGGUGUCGUGUUUCAUUAUCGUGCUGCAACCAGCAGGUAUACGUUGAAUUUUACACAAGCUCAGCAGACUUGUCUGGACAACGGUGCUGUCAUAGCAAGCCCUGAACAGCUGAAAGCAGCCUAUGAAGAUGGCUUUGAACAAUGCGAUGCUGGGUGGUUGUCUGACCAGACUGUUAGAUAUCCAAUUAGACAUCCAAGAAUUGGCUGCUUUGGAGAUAAAAUGGGAAAGAAAGGAGUCAGAACAUACGGACGCCGUUUUCCUAAUGAAACUUAUGAUGUAUAUUGCUAUGUGGAACACAUGAAAGAUGAAGUGGUUCAUGUUUCAGUUCCUGAGAAGCUAACCUUUGAAGAAGCUAAAGAGUUAUGCCGGAAAAGAGAUGGCGUUCUUGCAUCUGUUGGGAACCUGUACGUUGCCUGGAGGAACGGCUUUGACCAGUGUGACUAUGGCUGGCUGGCUGACGGAAGCGUUCGCUACCCUGCCUCUGUGGCUAGGCCCCAGUGCGGAGGAGGUUUACUUGGGGUGAGAACCCUGUAUCGCUAUGAGAACCAAACAGGCUUUCCUUACCCAGAUAGCAAGUUUGAUGCCUACUGCUACGAACGCCAAGAUCCAUGCAAAAGUAAUCCCUGCCUUAACGGUGGUACCUGCUAUCCGCGUGGUUCAUUUUACAUCUGUACGUGUUUGCCAGGUUUCAAUGGCGAGCAGUGUGAAUUAGAUAUUGACGAAUGCCAGUCUAACCCAUGUCGGAAUGGAGCCACGUGUGUAGAUGGCCUCAAUACAUUUAUUUGCAUCUGUCUGCCAAGCUACAUAGGUGCUCUCUGUGAACAAGACACAGAGACCUGUGAUUAUGGCUGGCACAAGUUCCAGGGACAGUGCUACAAAUACUUUGCCCAUCGCCGUACGUGGGAUACAGCUGAACGAGAAUGCCGUCUCCAGGGAGCACACCUGACAAGCAUCUUGUCCCAUGAAGAGCAGGUCUUUGUGAACCGUAUUGGGCAUGACUACCAAUGGAUUGGCCUCAACGACAAGAUGUUUGAGCGUGACUUCCGCUGGACUGAUGGUAGCCCGCUGCAAUAUGAGAACUGGCGACCAAACCAGCCAGAUAGCUUCUUUUCUGCUGGAGAAGACUGUGUUGUUAUAAUAUGGCAUGAGAAUGGGCAGUGGAAUGAUGUACCAUGCAAUUAUCACCUUACCUAUACCUGCAAGAAAGGGACAGUUGCCUGUGGUCAGCCUCCUGUUGUGGAAAAUGCAAAGACCUUUGGGAAGAUGAAACCUCGUUAUGAGAUCAACUCCCUUAUUAGAUAUCACUGCAAAGAUGGUUUCAUCCAGCGUCAUAUUCCAACCAUACGGUGUCAAGGGAAUGGAAGAUGGGAUAUGCCUAAAAUUACUUGCAUGAAUCCAUCCACAUACCAAAGGACUUAUUCUAAGAAAUAUUACUAUAAACAUUCUUCAUCAGGAAAAGGAACAUCAUUAAAUUCAUCAAAACACUAUCAUCGCUGGAUCAGGACGUGGCAGGACUCAAGACGCUGAGCGCUAAAUGGUGAAUAGGGAUUUCCACCAUUUCAGCCAAAGUCCUAACUUUCUGUGCCUUUUCUAUCACUUAUAGGAGUAUUAUCAAAUUGUUUUGAAACUAUGGACUCCGGUAUUCACAAUGCAUUUUGCAAAAUAUGGUGUUUAUCAGAAAAUUCAAAAAAAAAAAAAAUAUAGUGGAAGGGUGCUUGUGGGAAGGAGAGAAAACCAUUUCCAGCUUAAAAGGAUUAUUAGUUUUCUAUAUGCCAUCAGUGUGGACCAUUUUAUGAUAUAUACCAGCCUACUGCAAUAUUUAAACAAUUCAAUUUUAGCACCAAUGAAAGUGUAAAUAAGAUGAUUUUAAUGUUGUUCAAUUGUGUGUUGUUUUUAAAAUCCUGUAUAUAAAAUGAAAAGUCACACUAAGUUCAGGCAUAUUUAUGGUUAGAACGGCCUCAGAGGUCUUCAGUCAUUUAUGAAAUUGUUUUUAUGUCAUUCACCUAGGCUGGAAAUGGUUGAAAUAGCUGCAUUGACUGAGACUUGCUAUUACCAGAUGAAGAUAAACACACAAGUUACAUGACUUUUUUUUUUUUUUUUUUUUUUUUUUUUAUUUUUUUUAAUUGGAGCUGUGCCAUUUCCCAUCCAAGGUACAGUUUGUGUCAAUAUGAUGCAAAGUUUAAACUUAGCACGUAAAGUGGGAUGAAGCAUGAACUAGGGACUGCAAUGUGGAACUUUUUUGUGCUCUCCAUUCCAGCUUCAUCACUCAUGAGAAAGGACUGCAUGGAGGACUUGUAUAUGACAAGGAGGGCCUGUAAAAAUCCAAGUGCUAAUACAUUAACUUUAUCAACCAGGUCCACAUUUUUGGAAAAAAAAAAAGAAAAGAAAAAAACCUGACUUUCACAACAUUAACCACAAGGUCUAUAUUACAGGUCUCUGCAUUCUAAAAUGGAGAUAGACCUAGUGUUUGAGAAUUUUUUUUGUAAAAAACAAACAAAAAUCAAAAAAGUAAAUAAUUUUGUAUAUAUAACCAUUUUUUAAUCUUUUUAUAAAGUAAUGAAUGUUUGUGUAUGAAUGCUGCAGCUGUGAAGCGUACAUAAAUAAAUGAAGUAAGCCAUACUGAUUUAAUUUAUUGGAUGUUAUUUUACCCAAGCAAAGAAGAUUAAAAGAGCUUGCCAGUGCCAUAUUAGCCCCUGAGCUCCACUUUUGGAACCAUCUUUCAGUUCAACUGCUAUUUCCCUGGAGAACAAAAUUCCUGCUAAACCGGAUCAUUUGUUUGGCAAUUAGAUGGGUGAGAACUGUGUGACUUACGGAAGAAUCAGGAUCUUGGCUUUCUAGAAAGAAGUGUGUGCACAAAGAGAUUAUAGAUUGUAGUUGGUGCAGUGUGUAUGUAGGAGUUUUCUAUUAUGAUUUUUUACCCUGGUCAGCUCGAUGACUGACCUGGAUGUGUACAGUAAGUGUAGAAGGUAACGUUUAAAAUAACCUCUCCACAAAAAGGACUGUGUACGGUUAUUUCUGAAAAGUGCCUUCCACACCUUUGGCACGGGAAAAGAAAUGUAAGAAAAGCCCCAGUAAGUUCCCUGUGAUACCCCUUUUAAAAUAACGUUACAAAUACAAACAUAAAUGGGAGGUUUAUGCCUUUGUGUUAAUGUGGGGAAAUGAUGCAAAAAGCUGGAAAGGAAAGGAGAAGAACUGAAAACCCAGCCAACAUGUAAGAGUUUGUAUGAGGCAGAGCUGCUCACGAUCUUGCCUAGCUCUCCAGGUACAGAAAUUACAGUUCCUGCCAGCAUCUCCUCCGGCACUCCAGUGACCGCUCCACCGGUUUUUGUGCGUUCUCCACGGCAAAGCGUCACUGUGUUGGCCGGUUUGUUCCCCACCCCCCAAACAAUGCACAUAAUACUUUUCUCUAUUUAUAUUAUAUCUUGUAUAGUGUAUAAUGUGAAUGUCUGGUUUUUUUUGUGAAUGAAAGUCUAAAAUCUUUGUAACUUUUUUAUCUGCUUCUGUUUCACCAAAGAAACAAGGUUUUGCUAUACUGUGACUUGUCUUGUUAUUGCAUGUCUUCCUGUUUAAAUCUAUGCAAUGUGAUUUUUCCAUAUGAAUACAAUUAGAUCAUCGUGGAUGAGCAACUGUCAGGUACUUCACAGUUAUUAUGGGCUUAGUCUAAUGCCCACUGGAAUCAAAGAGAAUCAGCUGGCUGAACUUUAGUUGGUGCUGGAUUUGACUUUAUACGAGUAACUGUAAGGGAUUUGGGAGUGGUAUUUUAAGAUCUACAGUGUGUGCUUUGAAGUCAAUUAUUGCUUGUAUAAGUCAAGGCUCUGUUCAUAAAUAUAUAGUAUUCUACACAUCACUUCCUUGUACCAAAACAUACAGAACAGAAAAUAUAUUUUAACACUUUGCAAACUUUCUCACCAUAUGUAUAAAAAACCCUGCAUAGAUUUGCUGUUUUCUUGUCUACUUGUUGGAUUUGAACAAUAUUGUAAGGCAUUCAGAUAACAUUGUGAUUGUAGUUUAAAUAGGUUAGAUACAGUGCUUAUAUUGAUUUUUUUUUCACCUCCUUUUCCUAUUACUCAUAAUAAAAUAGGACUGACAACAUUCCUUGUUAAAAAACAAA